Messenger RNA from Notechis scutatus (mainland tiger snake), 3991 nucleotides. It is a transcript of the gene CDC42EP2, whose product is annotated as CDC42 effector protein 2. Gene Ontology annotation, biological process: positive regulation of pseudopodium assembly; Rho protein signal transduction; regulation of cell shape. The record is from RefSeq and is a predicted model, not a curated record. Gene Ontology annotation, molecular function: small GTPase binding. Gene Ontology annotation, cellular component: cytoplasm; plasma membrane; cytoskeleton. NCBI's taxonomy places the organism in Eukaryota, Metazoa, Chordata, Lepidosauria, Squamata, Elapidae.
UGCUGGGAAUUGGUCGUGGGAACGCGGUUGGGUUCGCGUGCUCCGCUUGGCUGGUUCCUUGCACGUGGGUGAGACGAUGGGACUCAGCUGAAAUCCUGCCAGGUUCUCUUUCGUUUUGAACACGAGGACAAGCGUGGUUGAUCUGCAGAAGGAUCAGAAUGGUGCUCAGGUGUUCCUGCUGAGCGUCACACCUGUGGAUCCACGAGGCGAAGCUUCUUCAAAGCCUCCCCACCAGAAGGGCAACCUGCGGAAACCCCUCUGCGUUGAGCAGAUUUGGGAAAAAUUGGUCUUUCCGAGUGUUUGGCAAGAUGGCCGCCACCAAAGUGCCCAUCUACCUGAAGCGAGGGAGCCGCCGAGGCAAAAAGGAGAAACUGCGCGACAUUCUCUCUUCCGAGAUGAUCAGCCCUCCCCUGGGGGAUUUCCGGCACACAAUCCACAUCGGUAGCCAGGGGGAGAACGACAUGUUCGGAGACAUCUCUUUCCUUCAAGGCAAGUUCCAUCUCUUGCCCAGGUCGGAGAAGGUGGAUGCCGACGGGAACCGACACUACGUGGUGCCCUUUGAGUUCGCGCGGACUUCGACGAUUUCGGGCUAUGAGCCGCUCUCGUUGGACAUCCCUUCGCCGCUGCUCAAGAACGCCAUUUCUCUACCGAUCAUUGGCGGCCUGCAGGCGCUGACCUUACCUUCCGCCCAGGCCCCGCCCAAGCCACCCCGCCUCCACUUGGAUGACAAGGACUAUGCUGCUCCGCCGACAGAGGCCCACGCUCACCCUCUGGCCACCAACGGUUGGGCUUCCGAAGCCCUUGAGGACUCCAAGGCCCCUGCCCCUCUGAACGGCUUUGUCGAGGGGGAGAAAAGAGACGAACCCUUAACUCAUGCCGGGUCUCUCCUCUCCCUUCACGUAGAUCUGGGACCCUCCAUUUUGGAUGACGUUCUGGGGGUGAUGGAGAAGCACCAGACUUUGGAUGCGGACGUGCAGGACUCUGGGAGACAGGCGAUUCUGACAUGAGGAUCGUGUCUGCGAAAGGACUCCUAAAAACAAGGCCGUUUGUAGAAGAGGGUUGUUGUUGUUGUUGUUGUUGAGUGGGCUCUGUGAAGUGGAAGCUGAGGAUCUGUGUGUACGUCUGAGGAAAGAUGCAAUUCACGAAGGGUACCCUUCCUUCCAGUCUCUCCCUUAACUAACUUUGAUGCUUCGUGCGUCGCAACUCCCAAUGUUGACUUUUGCACCCUGGGCACGACAACCUUCUGCUAAGCCGCUUUCUUGCCCUCCUCCAGCAUAGGUGUGCUGGAGGAGGAGGAGGAGGCGCGUAAGAGAUUGGGGUCUGCAGUUCCACCAAACCUGGAAACAUGUUCCUUCUUCAUCACCGAUUUAUGAACGGUACCCUUGUUCUCACCUUCCCAUUAUCUAACUUGGAUGCCUCACGCAUCACAACGCCUGAUGUUGAUGCUUGCAAAACAACCUUCGGCUAAACUGCUUUGUUGCCUCCUCUAGCACAACUGCUGGCCUGCUUGGAAGAGGAAGAGAGGAGCAUGGGAGAUGUAGUCUUUAGUUCCACCCAACCUGGAAACGCGUUCCUUCUUCGUCACUGAUACACUACCCAAUCCGUGCAUCACAAACUCCUAAAACAUCCCUCUUUACCUAAAAGGAAGAAGGAGGACUGGGGAAAAACCAAAAAUUGUAGCAGCCAAAAGUUGUGUUGAUCGUACUUUUCUUUUGUGCAAUGGGGUAGGUGGGAAUUAGGUUAAUGUUGGCUCAGUCGCCUUGGGUUGUUAAUCGGCCUUCGAAACAGCCCUGCGAAAGAGCCGUGUGACGCAAACCAAGAAUCCCUCUAUGUUGCAAUGCAAAAGAAAGUCAGACUCGGGCUAAAUUUUGGUGGUUUUUGAUAAAAGCGAAGUGUCAUAUCGCUCCUUGGGGUAUGGAAGGCUCGGCUUUCACAAUGCACAAAAGCCAAAAAAAAAAUGUAGCUUGCACAAUUUCUGGCUGUACGGCAUCUCAGAAUGCCGAACAGAUGCUCCAAAUUUUCCAAGCGUCCCCUGUGGCUGCCAAAUAGUGAUUUAUUUAUUUUUUAUUUUCUUGACGGGAAACGUUGCGAUCCCUGAUAAAGCCACAAUCUGCACCAUAUGUCUGAAUUAAAUGUAAGUUGAGCCAAGGCAAGUUUUUCAAUUCUUUUGCUGAAAUUGGGAGGUGAUUUUUUUAUUUUAAAGAAUUGCACAUCCCCAAGGUCAGAAAAACACACCACUUCUCCAGGUACGGACGAGAUGACACUAAAACCGACUGGUUUUUUUUUUUGUUUUCCAUUUAUUUUUUCAUUUCUUUAUUUCCUCCCUUCCCGGAGAGCCUUGUUAAAUGGUUUAUCCGACAUCUGCCUCCAUGUCUAGGAUAACCUAGAAAGAUUUGUCCAGCGUGUUUUCAAGGGAAGCACAAAUAAUCCUUCCUUGGACCAACAAAAGGACGCUUUGUCCCUUAGUGGGUGUCUUCGCACUCCUUUUAUCCUGUCCAUCUGUUGUUGUGAAAGCUGUUUUUGCGGGGAGAUCACACAUCUCUCUUGCAUAAGGCUGCCGGUCCUUGUGAGAUGCAGAGAAGGCUGUGUUGUGGGAUUUGAACCCCCGUUACCUCGGGCCAAGGAAACUGUCUAAAAACUCAAAAAUAAUUCAGCAGGGCCUCUUAAAUCGGACCGGCACGAGAUUUAUUGUGAUUUUGCCUAGGUGCCUAAUCCAGGCUUUCAAACAUGGCUCAACAAUGCAAAUUUUGCUCUAAAACCCAGAAGCAAAAUUCUCAUAAUUUGGAACGGACAAACUGCUUUGUAUCUGUGUUUCAAAGUUUUAUUUGGGGGCAAAAAAAAAGGGAGCAUUGGUGGUUUUAAUGUUCCCAAUUAAUUUCUGGGCACCUUCUCCUGUUUUUUAGCCCCUGCUGUUGCCCUAGGGCAGCUGGUUUAUUGUUCAGCUGGGGAGAAAAAAAAUAAGGAUAAAAAGCAGAAACCAUUGUGUAUUGCCAAUCGCAUGUCUACAGUUUUCUCUCAUUGUUUUCACAAAGUCAGUCCUGGUCUCCGGAGCAUUGUUGGACUUUCUAUUCUCACUUUCCCCCCUUUUCGAGUUAGUUUUAUUUUUUAAAAAUGAACAAAAGGGGAGUUUCGCACAUUUGUCCUUUCCUUAAGCCGGGAGCCACGAUUUAGCUUCUGCUAGAGUUUGAAUUAAUUUUGAUUUGUUUAAUGAUGGAUGAGCAGCAAUUAAUGGCAAGUGCCCUGUUUUAAUUUGCAAUUUGCAAUGGCUGAGUUUGCACUACACAGAGCCAAAAUCGGCUGCAGUUUAGUGCAGUGGGUGAAGGCAACUUUUUCUUUUCACCUUGCAUAAAGUAAUCUUGGGGCAGAGAGUUCCACUGUUCAUUUCUGGCUACCUGCAGAAAUUUUUCGCUUGGCUUCCUGAUUUUUCUUUCAACCGGCCCUCCCUGAAUGACCAAACCAGGCAGUGGUUUUGCAAUAUUUUGGCUCCAGGCAUUUAAGUUUACGCUUUGCAUUGGGAUGGUUGAAUAAAAUCCCUUAACCAGGGUUACUAUGUGAAGCAAAAUCAGCUCUUUUGGCUUAAACUUUUGUUUUUGUCGCCAAUCAUUUUAUACUUUGCCUGCCUGAUGCUUUGAGUCUCCUUUCCAUAUAUCUGCAAAAAACCCUUCUAAAUAAUUAGAUUAUUUGACCUGCCCAGCUGAGCACUAGCUUCCGGCCCCACCAGGAUGGUAAAAGGCCUCCUGGGGGUGGGGAGCUCCCUCACCUGUUGAUCGAUGAGCACUUUACUGCACCUGGUCACGCCCACCUUGGCAGACAUUUUGUGGGAGCACCCACAGGCAAGCUUUUCAAAUUAUAAGCAUGCCUUCUGCCAGUUCUGUUUUGAAUAAUUUCACUCAUUUUAAUUUGCACCUUAAUCUUCACACCUAACAUGCAGACCUGGCCAAUUUGCUUCCCAACCACAAGCCAAGCUGGGUGUCGCCAUGUCUCUGCCUUU